AUGGAUUCCAUGGGCGGAAUGAUGACCAUGGCACCUGGAGUGCCGGGGCUCUUCUACAUGCAGCAGAUAUUCUGGGCCUUUGUUGGUACGGCUAUUGGAGUAGCUACGAUAGCGAACGUUCUGAAUAGGAUUCUUUGCCAUCAACGGAUAUUAUCGUCGAGAAAUGUAUCUGGCGCCGCCAAACCGAGAUCGUUCUUCUUCCAGGCGCAUGCUACCGCCUCAGCGAUUAUCAGAGAGUUCAGCUACUAUUCCAGCCCACUAUCCUUUCGCAAUUGGCACUUUUACCUCCCUCCUGUCGGGCCACUUAUAAUGAUGGUGGGCUACGUGGUGUUGAUUGUAGUCUGUGUGUUCUACAGACUGGACCCGAAAGACUUCCUUCAGUGGGAGGAUAUUGGUUAUCGAUCAGGAUUUAUCGCUGUUUGUCAGAUGCCACUGAUUGUUUUACUUGCCGGAAAACGCAACAUCAUCGGCUUUUUCACCGGCGUUGGCUACGAGCGUCUAGCCUGGCUCCAUCGAUGGGUAGCGAGGGCCCUCCUUUUCACAGUCUUCAUUCAUAUGGGGUUUUGGUUUUCAGAAUGGGCAAAAUAUGACUACGUAGGGGUCAAGGUCAAGACCGAUGCUCUCACACAGAGAGGCAUAGCAGCCGGAUCGAUUUUGCUAUGGCUUGUACUGUCAUCCGUUGCACCCAUCCGUAAACUUUCAUACGAAUUUUUCAUCGUUCAGCACAUUAUCUCAUGGCUGGGCUUCUUUACUGCUCUCUAUUUCCACGUUCCCGAAGAAAACAGGAUCUGGAUUUGGCUACCGCUUGCAUUUUGGGCCUUUGAUCGAUUCAUCCGAGCCAUCUAUCUCAUCUACGCGAAUCUCUCGGUCUUGCACAAGAACAGCACUGGUUUCCUGGCAUGCAGGGCUACUUUCGAGCCUCUUGAUGAAUCACACACCCGUAUCACCAUUAUGAACCCCCCAAUCACAUGGGCUGCUGGCCAACACCUGUUCCUGACCUGCCACCCACUUGCACCCCUCUCUUCGCACCCCUUCACUAUCGCUAGUCUUCCGGAAGAUGGAAAGCUGGAAUUCGUAGUUCGUGCUAAGAAAGGGGCAACGAAGAGAUUCUUCAAGUACGCACAGAAGGCUUACUCGGGUCUCCCCACUGCCACAGGCAAACCGAACACCGGGAGAAGUGUUCUUAUCGAUGGUCCGUAUGCAACUAUCAGACCCCUGAGACAAUUCGACAGCUUGGUAUUUAUAGCUGGUUCCACAGGCGCAACAUUCACAAUGCCGCUAAUGAGGGACAUUGUCCGGGAGUGGAAAGGAGCAAAAUCCGCAACCUCAUCCCGAUUACUAGGGCUUUCGCCUCCUGCUGGAGCAGUAACACGGCAUAUCCGCUUUGUGUGGGUGGUGAAACAGAAGUCAGCCGUUGAGUGGUUCGCUUCGCAGCUUGACCAAGUCGUACGAGACGUUGAGGCUCUACGCAACGAGGGCCACGAUAUUGCCGUCGAUAUCAGCAUUUACAUCACCUGCGACGAUGCUUUGACCAGUGGCCAGUCAUCGAUUAUGAAUGGAGCUGGAGCGCCCCGUGGUACCAAAAUACAGAUCGGCGGCAGUGACAGCUCCUCGGACGAGAAGAAAGUCUUGACAGAAAAUGUCGAGGAGACCUUAUCAACAGUCUCUUCUUAUUCUUCCAUCAAAGACUGCUGCUGCACCAGAAUCAUCACCGACGAAAACGCCAUCACGCCACCCUGUGACUGCGCAUCCAGGCGCCUACAAAAAGAGUCGAGGUCAGCUCCGACAGCAAACUCGUUCGGAAAACCAAAUCGGAUGGUGGAUGCAAGGAUCAACCUCCUAUCAGGACGUCCCUACGUCUCGAAUAUUAUCCGGAAGACGGCUGAGGUCGCACUCGGAGAGAUGGCUGUUGUGGUGUGUGGGCCGCCGGGGCUGGUUCAAUGCACGAGGAAUGCGGUAGUUGCUAUUAGUGAUGAUCGAGCGGUACAUAAGGGGACGGGAGCACAGGGGAUUUACGUCCAUGCCGAGGCAUUUGGCUAUGCGUAA
This is a messenger RNA of Lachnellula hyalina, 2046 nucleotides long. It is a transcript of the gene FRE2, whose product is annotated as Ferric/cupric reductase transmembrane component. The coding region runs from base 1 to 2046 and encodes 681 amino acids. The record is from RefSeq and is a predicted model, not a curated record. Gene Ontology annotation, molecular function: ferric-chelate reductase activity. Lineage: Eukaryota; Fungi; Ascomycota; Leotiomycetes; Helotiales; Lachnaceae. The transcript has a single exon. Gene Ontology annotation, biological process: copper ion import; intracellular iron ion homeostasis; iron ion transport. Gene Ontology annotation, cellular component: plasma membrane.